GAUAGAACUGGGCGUGGGCUCCACUCGCAACGUCUGUCCUCGCCAAAAGCACAUUGUUUAACGCGGGCGCUUUUUUUACACAGAAUUCUCCUCGUUUCAUUUUGAUUUUUGGUGAUUUUAAGUCUUCCUGCAGUGGCACAGGGAAGCGAGGAUUGUGACACGAAGCGGAGAGAGGCAGCAGACUUGGAAGAUUUCCUCUGAGGCAGAAGAAACAAGGCGGCUGUGUGGCUAAUUAGACCUGGGUUUGUUUGGUGGUUUGCGGUGAGCGGCAGUGGCAGAGAUGACUGAGUAUAAGCUGGUGGUGGUGGGAGCAGGAGGCGUGGGCAAGAGUGCGCUCACUAUCCAGCUUAUCCAGAAUCACUUUGUGGACGAAUAUGAUCCGACUAUAGAGGACUCGUACCGAAAGCAGGUGGUGAUUGACGGGGAGACGUGUCUGCUGGACAUCCUGGACACAGCGGGUCAGGAGGAGUACAGCGCCAUGAGAGACCAGUACAUGAGGACGGGGGAGGGCUUUCUGUGUGUAUUUGCCAUCAAUAACACAAAGUCGUUCGAGGACAUCCACCAGUACAGAGAGCAGAUAAAACGAGUAAAGGACUCUGAUGACGUCCCCAUGGUGCUCGUGGGCAACAAAUGUGAUCUCCCGGUGCGUACAGUGGAGACCAGGCAAGCCCAGGAAUUAGCCCGCUCCUACGGCAUCCCAUACAUUGAAACUUCAGCAAAGACACGGCAGGGAGUGGAGGACGCCUUCUAUACACUGGUUCGGGAGAUCAGACAGCACAAGUUACGGAAGCUGAACCCACCCGACGAAAGCGGCCAGGACUGUAUGAGCUGCCGCUGUGUGGUGUCUUGAUACAGCCAGUGGUGCACAUUUAGCAGACUUGCAACGGCUUUAUUGGCAGCAUGGACUUGGAGAUGAAAGCUAUAACAACACAAUGGUAACUUUUCAAAAUGGAGGACAAUGAUUGAAUGAACUGCUCAGAAGGAAAUCACCGGAGCUGUCAGACCUGGGAGAACUUGGACUGUUGCCUAAAUGGUUAGCUGAACUGGCCCUCAGCGGACCUCUAUUUUUGGUCUGCCCACGACCUCACGAGCAACACCACUAAUGACUCUUGUCAACUCCAAUGUAUUCUCACUAGUGAGUGCCACAAGUUUCCUGCUAACUUGUUGUUUUCAGUCUCAACACUGGUCUAUAAAGGAGGCAUCUCUUACUCCACUCCCCUUCUCUUCCUGGCUGCCUACUAGAACGAAAAAGGAUUUGACUGGAAUAGACAUUAGGUUGCUCCAUUGCCUCCGAUGUUGACACACUACCUGUCUUUGUUUUCUCCCCCUGUGUAGUGCCUCCUUCAUUCUCGACACAAGGAAUGGAAACUUUAAUACAAAUGACUACUUUGGUUGUUGUUUAAGUUAAGCCUUGUGGUUAAAAAAAAAAAAAAAAAAAGAUUUUGAAAUGGACCAGUCUAUUUACAGAACGUCCAAGAGCACUGUGCUUGGGACUGAUGCAAAUAACUGAAUGGUGUACCACAUGAAUUAUCUUGCAUUGUGUGCUCAGGAAUCAGGGUCCAGGAGUGUAGCAUCUAUACAAUCCUGAGUGUGUUAGUAAAAGAUAUACCCUUCUAGUCUGCUCUUUCUAUCUUUUGCUUUUCAAAGGGAACAAUAAUCUUUGUCACAACACGAUCUAGUGUGCGCACGUUAACAGGUUAUGAAUGUUCUGGGAUCUUUGUUUCUUAUUACUGCCUAGCUAGUGCUCUGUACUUAAUGCCCGAAGACUGUUUACUUUGCCUUAUUGGUUGGCUCGUUUGUACCUCAUGUAUGCAGCAGAUUCUACCUGAUGUGCUCAGAUUUUGCUGUCCUUUUUGGUUAAUGUUUGUGUGUUACUAAAAAUUGCAGAAUCAUGAUGAGAUGUGCUCUAUGUGGAUUUGACAAGAAAACCUCACAUAACACUAAAGUGAAUUUUAAUAAUGCUUGUUAUUGUUGUAUUAUAUAAAAAAAAUGUAUUUUAACUUGACGAUAGGUUUCUGAAUACCUACCCUUUGUUCAUGGAAACUGGUACAAAGUAGUACGUCAUCAUGGCUGAAUUUUUAUUGUAUCUAAAAAUCAAAUCUAAUUUUGUGAAAGCUAGAUAUUUGGAUUUCCCAUAUAACAAACCUUCAACAUUUCAUGGCAUUAAUAAUUGGUGUAGUUAAUAUUGUAACUGGCAAAGAUGAGAACUGUGAAUGUCUGUAGAUAUAGUUAAAAGUUGCUCCAAAAUAUUAACAAGGUUGUGUUUGCUCUUUUUUUUCAUUUAAAUAUUUACUUUUAGAUAUGACCUCCUAUUAAUUUUUAUACCCUUUGUACUUAAUGAUGUUAUGUCGAGAAGAAGAAAGGAUUGAUUAAUGGCCUGGGAGUUCAUGAUCUUUCUCCAGUCCACCUCAAAGCUAUGCAGAAUAAUACAGCGUCAUGUUGCCAGUAUCAGCCAACAAACAUUAAGUAUAUGUAAAAGAAAUACAAAUAAACCUGGCACGAAUGACAGACUUUUUGAUUUUGCACAUUUAUUUCAUUUUUGGGGAAA
Periophthalmus magnuspinnatus is the source of this 2548-nucleotide messenger RNA. RefSeq names its product GTPase HRas. Lineage: Eukaryota; Metazoa; Chordata; Actinopteri; Gobiiformes; Gobiidae. Gene Ontology annotation, cellular component: plasma membrane. The coding region runs from base 281 to 850 and encodes 189 amino acids. The record is from RefSeq and is a predicted model, not a curated record. Gene Ontology annotation, molecular function: GTPase activity; GTP binding; GDP binding. Gene Ontology annotation, biological process: Ras protein signal transduction. The transcript is spliced from 7 exons.